AUGCUUGAUGACUUAAUAAAUAAUAUAAUACACGAGGUUCAAGAACUAUACAAUAUUGACAUGGUUGAUGAAGAAAGUAAUAACUUGAUUGAAACACCUUUAUAUCACAAUUCACAACCAAAAGUGUUCAAUUUGAGCUUGGAGAUGGAGAUUCAUAAAGAUGAUAUUGGUGAUGAACUAGAGAUGGAAAUUGAAGAAGAAUAUUAUGAUGAAUCCAUACAAGAAGUUGGAAUGGUUCCAGCUUCAAAAGAAGCCAUCAAGACAAUGAAAACAACAUGUGAUUUGAAUGUUACAAAAUUGAGAGACAUAUUAUGUUGUACUAUAUGUAUGGAUGAAUUUGAUCAUAUUCAUGACACAUCAAAAGUAUGCACCAUGCCUUGUAAUCAUGUGUUUCAUGAACAAUGUAUCGUCAAGUGGUUACAAACUAGCAAUACUUGUCCUUUGUGUCGAUAUUCAAUGCCCACUGCUCUUGGUAGUUGA
Molecule: messenger RNA, 480 nt
Organism: Vicia villosa (hairy vetch)
Lineage: Eukaryota; Viridiplantae; Streptophyta; Magnoliopsida; Fabales; Fabaceae
Product: E3 ubiquitin-protein ligase RING1-like
Exons: 1
Coding region: 1-480 (159 amino acids)
Biological process (GO): protein ubiquitination
Cellular component (GO): cytoplasm
Molecular function (GO): ubiquitin protein ligase activity
Source: RefSeq, a predicted model, not a curated record